AUGCCGACAGCCACGCAAAUCGUCGAGGCGCUCCUCACGCCGUCCAUCCCCGUCAUCCUCCUCGGGUUCCUCAUCAUGAUCGGCGGCCCGAUCCUGCUACACUUCGUCCUCGCCUCCUCCGCCACAUACACCAUCGCCCCGACCGUACUCCUCGUCGGGCCCGAAAACGCCGGCAAGACGUCCCUGCUCACCCUCCUCGAGCGCGGCACCAAUCCCGCCGACACGCACACCACGCAGCGCACGCAAUCCGUCGAACUAAACGCCACCACCGACGCCAAGACCAAAGGCUCCUUCAGGAACCACGACGACUCGUCGGGCACGUACACCAAGUUCCUGCUCGUCGACACCCCGGGCCACGGCAAGCUCCGCAACGUAGCCAUGGCCAAGCUAGCCGAUGCCGACAAGUUAAAGGCCGUGGUGUUCAUGGUCGACGCCGCCGCCCUGGGCGAGCAGGAGACGCUCGCCCCCACCGCCGCAUAUCUCUACGACGUGCUGCUACAUCUGCAGCGCAGGGCGGGCGGUAAGGGGAAGAACAAGGCCGCGGUCCCGGUUUUGAUUGCCGCCAACAAGAUGGACUUGUUUACCGCGCUGCCGGCCAACCUGGUCAAGAGCCAGCUGGAGAAUGAGCUGACGCGGAUUCGGGCCUCGAAGAGCAAGGGACUUUUGGACUCGGGAGUUGGCGUCGACGAGAUUGGGUCAGAGGAGCAGGAUUCGUGGCUGGGGGAGUAUGGCUCGGAAAAGUUUUCGUUUCAGCAGAUGGGCGAGUUUGAUAUUGACGUCGAGGUUGUCCCUGGGAGUGUUACUACCAAGGAGGCAGAUGUUGACAAGUGGUGGUGGUGGAUGGCGCAGCGUGUAUAA
Messenger RNA from Metarhizium robertsii ARSEF 23, 858 nucleotides. Its product is annotated as Signal recognition particle receptor, beta subunit. Gene Ontology annotation, cellular component: Golgi apparatus. Gene Ontology annotation, biological process: Golgi to plasma membrane protein transport; intracellular protein transport; protein localization to organelle. NCBI's taxonomy places the organism in Eukaryota, Fungi, Ascomycota, Sordariomycetes, Hypocreales, Clavicipitaceae. The coding region runs from base 1 to 858 and encodes 285 amino acids. The transcript has a single exon. Gene Ontology annotation, molecular function: GTP binding. The record is from RefSeq and is a predicted model, not a curated record.